This is a messenger RNA of Vicia villosa (hairy vetch), 1083 nucleotides long. Its product is annotated as F-box/kelch-repeat protein At3g23880-like. Bases 1 to 1083 code for a protein of 360 amino acids. The record is from RefSeq and is a predicted model, not a curated record. Gene Ontology annotation, molecular function: protein binding. The transcript has a single exon. NCBI's taxonomy places the organism in Eukaryota, Viridiplantae, Streptophyta, Magnoliopsida, Fabales, Fabaceae.
AUGGACGAAACAACCGCAGUCACCGAAACCCUAACAACUUUGUCAUUACCGAUUCUUCCGUUUGAAUUUGUAGAAGAAAUUCUUUGUCGUUUGCCGGUGAAGCUUCUCCUUCAACUUCGAUGUCUAUGUAAGUCCUUUGAUACCCUAAUUUCUGAUCCCAAAUUCAUUAAGAAACAUCUUCACAUCUCAACCGCGUGCCCCCGCCUCCUUAUAUUCUCCGACGACGACUACUCCUAUGAACUGUCUUACCCACUUCACUUCAAUUUUAGUGUUGUCACCAAUAAUGCCACCCAACACUACUGCCCUUUCAAAAUCCACUGCCCUUCUAUCUUGGGCUCUUGUGACGGAAUGUUUUGUUUGAAAUUCAAUGGAUCUAUUACUUUGUGGAACCCUUCCAUUCAAAAACUCAAAACAUUACCUUCUUUAGAUGCACGUGGACGUUGUGGUUUUCCUUCCUAUGGUUUUGGAUUUGAUACUUUAAUUAAUAACUAUAAGGUGAUUUGUGUUUUUCCCAAUAUUGGUAGCCAUGCAAAAAGUAUAGCUAAAAUAAUGGUUCAUACAUUGGGUACUAAUUCGUGGAGAAUGAUUGCAGGUGAGUUUCCUAUCCCAAGAAUUAGGUCGUUGAAAUUUGUUAGUGGCAAACUCAACUGGAUUGCUUCUAAAUUUGUUGUUUCUUUUGAUUUGGGGAAUGAGUCUUAUUUUUUGCCUCCUAAGUUAGGAGGGGAGGUUGUGAAUAAUAGGAUCUUAGAAGUCUUGAGGGGUUGUUUGUGUAUCUUUGUUCAUAGUCACAUGUUUACUAGUGUUUGGAUGAUGAAGGAAUAUGGAAAUGAGGAGACUUGGACUCAAUUAUUUCGCGUCUCUCGCACGGAAAAUCCGUUCUUUGAUCUAUUUGCCAAGCCAGUAUGGAUUUCUGAUGAAGACCUAGUGCUGACGAAGAGGGAACAAACACCGGCAUCAUGGAAAAUGAAUUUCGCCAUUUGUAAUUUCAGAAACAGUGUUUUUAGAAUUCAAAUAAUUCAAAGCAUGAAUGGUUGGUGUACUCCUGAAGUCUACAUUGAGAGUUUGGUAUCACCUUGUUUUUAA